AUGACUUACUACUAUGAGUGUCAACAGGAUUAUCAGGCACUCUACUCUACCAUCCCAGCCCGUAGAUCAUUUGGUACCAGAUUUAAGGUCCCGUGUUAUG
Messenger RNA from Ogataea angusta, 100 nucleotides. RefSeq lists its product as uncharacterized. The transcript has a single exon. The record is from RefSeq and is a predicted model, not a curated record. NCBI's taxonomy places the organism in Eukaryota, Fungi, Ascomycota, Pichiomycetes, Pichiales, Pichiaceae. The annotation marks the transcript as partial.